AUGCCCGCGGGCGUGCCCUGGCCCACCUACCUGAAGAUGUUCACCGCCAGCCUCCUGGCCAUGUUCGCGGGGUCCCAAGUGGUGCACAGGUACUACCUGCCCGACCUGACAAUACCUGAAAUCCCACCAAAGCCUGGAGAACUCAAAACGGAGCUCUUGGGACUGAAAGAGAGACAACACAAACCUCAAACUUCUCAGGAGUAG
Molecule: messenger RNA, 204 nt
Organism: Pipistrellus nathusii (Nathusius's pipistrelle)
Lineage: Eukaryota; Metazoa; Chordata; Mammalia; Chiroptera; Vespertilionidae
Source: the annotation of a GenBank genome assembly